CAAGACAUGCUUCUAUGUAUUCGUUUGACCUGCUAGAAAUAGCAGCCAAAUCACAUCCUACCACCCUUGAAAAGAUAGAUAUUAGAUAAUGUUGAAUAAAAAACAGGUGCUCAGGGCUGACUUGGGGAAAAACAAUAACCCACUACCUACAUAAAAUAUACAUGAUCGGAAACAAUUUUAUGGAAACGAGAUUACAAGUCUAUCUAUCGUUACAAGUCAUUUUCAAUAUAUCCAUCUGACCUCUAAAUAUUUAUAAACAAAUGCUAAGUCAUAAAAACGUGUUACCAAAUCAUAUCACUUCCUGUUAUUUACAAGUGGUGACAACUCUUACUGAAAAAACUAAUAUUGUACAAAGCGUGUAUCAACAACCAAAACACUGAAUAAAGACUAGCGGCAACAAAUGAAUUUCAUUACUAAUACUGAAACUACAUUUUCGGAAAAUAAACCGUUAUGUCAGCCUGGCAUUACACAUUUAACAUUAGCCGGCGACGAAUGGAGUCUUAUUUAAGAAUAACAAAUAUAUUUACUUUCGAGACACCUUUCCUAUAAGUUCGAACAUGUCUAUAUGUAGAUAUAGAUAUUUCUAUGCAUGUACGCCUAUUAUCCAAUAUGUUAAGUAACAAUUAACUCAUGCUAAUACAGGUAAGUUGGAUUUCCAAUGAUUGAGAGCAGUAAUUAAACUGUACCUCAUGUAUCUAUAUAUAAAAAGCUGAUUUAUAAAGAUAAUUACCUGUUAGGAUUUAGCAGACGCAGAGUAAAGUGAAUAUUUUGAGACUGAAAGUUUUUUUUAUAAGAAGUAACAUAUACAAAUUAGUAUUAUUUAAUUUGUCUUUAGUCUUAAAUUGCUUACAGACCAUCAGCUGGUUUCCCGUUGAUUGCAAGAUGGCAGGUGCUUAACUUUUAUAAUUUUAUAAUCCGCCGUUGUUUACAUUAGUAUGUCUUAAAUAGAGAGAGAGUAGGAUAAUUCUCAAUAAACAGAACUUUCUGCCGUCGUGUUCCUGAGAAACAUUUAAGUGUCCAGGAGAGGCAGACAGAUACCUUUCUUACACUACAAGGAUACUGCCAUAUUGCGUCGGCAAGAAAAUAAAAUCGAAUUUAUUUUUGAGAAAUAGCUGCAAAUCUUACUAAUUCCUCACUUAAAAUGCAAGGAAGGAAGACACAAACCGAGCAACUUUAAUUUUACAUCGUAAAACAUGAUCACGAAAAUGCUUCAAAUUUUCACGUGCUCUUCAUCUCCGUUUCUUUGUUCACCAACUGUUGUUCAAGUAAAAAAAUAUGGAUAUGUUUUUAAUGAAAGCCUUUCGCUCGAUAUUACUAAAAAAAUCAACGAUUCAAAGUUAUCCGUCUUCACACAGACACUCACGCUCUGAGAAUAAUUCUAGAAACAGUCAACUUCUCUGAUUUAUAUAUAUAUAUAUAUAUAAUAUAUAUAUUCUUUACUAAUGAAACAAAAAUCGAAACAGAAACAAUAACAAAAAUCGAUGUUACUUGGUGAAACGAAAAAGAAGUCAAAAUUAUUCUCAAAAUGCUGCAAACUACUUGGGUAGCCCUUCUUCUUGGUUUCUGGUCAUCUCUUUAUCUAAUUGAUGCAUUUUUAAAGAAUUACCAUCUGACUUCAUUACAUUAUUUUCAUCUACUGGAAGAGACAGGUAUUUCCAUUUCCAUCGGUCAGCUACGCUGGUACACAACAUGUUUCAAUCGAGUAUUUAUCCGUCUCGGUCAGUUCAAGCCUUUCUUCUUGCAUAUGUGGUUUUCAUUUGGUGUUGCUUUUGGCUUGAUUUCCAUGGUGAUAUCUCUGUUUGUUCUCACUCUGAUGGUUUUCAACACUUUAAGUCAACAGCCUGUCGACCAGCAAGUAUUAACACCAGUGAUGCCAGGUGUGAACUUACCUACAAGCCAGAUGUCAUACUAUUUACUGACUCUUUUAAUUUGUGGAAUCCUUCAUGAAUUUGGUCAUGCCCUUGCAGCUGUCAGGGAACAAGUCCAUGUGAACGGUUUUGGAUUUUUCAUCUUGAUACUGUACCCAGGAGCCUUUGUUGAGAUGUCCACUGAGCAUCUGAAAGUGAUAGCACCAAUUCGACAACUGCGAAUAUAUUGUGCUGGUGUCUGGCACAACUUCAUUAUUGUACUUGCAGCAUUGUUGGUUUUACUGCUGUUGCCCACAUGUCUGUUGCCAUUCUACACGAUUGGAAACUCAGUUGUGGUCAGCUAUGUAGUACAAGGCUCUGCUGUAUCUGGUCCAAGGGGACUGGUUGUAGGGGACCCCAUUACAAGCAUCAGUGGUUGCCGUGUGACUAGCAUUGAUGACUGGUAUACCUGUAUUGCUGUAAGCAUCAAAGAGGGCAAUCUAGGCAACUGCAUGGCUCUGAACGUUAUCCAGGACCUUGAUACAAGUAUGGCUGGUGCUUUUAUGAAGAAAAGUAAGUGUUCGUUUGCUUUAUAAUUGAUGUUGGUGAUU
Molecule: messenger RNA, 2458 nt
Organism: Octopus sinensis (East Asian common octopus)
Lineage: Eukaryota; Metazoa; Mollusca; Cephalopoda; Octopoda; Octopodidae
Product: membrane-bound transcription factor site-2 protease-like
Exons: 5
Coding region: 1526-2443 (305 amino acids)
Biological process (GO): regulation of response to endoplasmic reticulum stress; membrane protein intracellular domain proteolysis
Cellular component (GO): membrane; cytoplasm
Molecular function (GO): metalloendopeptidase activity; protein binding
Source: RefSeq, a predicted model, not a curated record